GUCCACCACCACUACCCGACUUCUAUUCACUCCUUGACCAGCCGUGUUCCAUUGCUGUGCAACGCCGCCGGGAAAUCUCCUUCAAUCUGGCGUCUUCUCACUGAGCCACUGCUCCCUCCCUUCCAGCCUGCGGGCUGCCGCCAAUCCGCCAUUCGUCCAUUCGCUAUACUUAAAUUAUACCCAUCAUGCCGCCCAAAUCCCGCUUCAUGAAGCUCGACGCCUUCACCAAAACCGUCGAAGAUGCACGAAUCCGCACCUCCACCGGUGGUCUGGUCACCAUUACAUCGCUCAUCCUCAUCCUCUAUCUGGUGUGGGGAGAAUGGAGCGACUACCGAAGGGUCGUCGUGCACCCGGAACUUAUCGUCGACAAGGGGCGUGGCGAGAAGAUGGAGAUUCACUUGAAUGUGUCCUUCCCUCGCGUGCCCUGCGAGCUACUCACCCUCGAUGUGAUGGACGUGAGUGGAGACGUGCAGACGGGUGUCAUGCAUGGAGUGAACAAGGUCAGGCUUGAUCCAAGCGGACGAGAGCUGUCCAAAGAAGCACUGAACGUGAACGGCGAAGAUCAGGCACAACACAUGGACCCGGACUAUUGUGGAGAGUGUUACGGAGCACCCGCUCCUGCCAAUGCGAAGAAAUCUGGAUGCUGCAACACUUGUGCCGAAGUACGGGAGGCAUAUGCCGGUGUGAGCUGGUCGUUCGGGAGAGGCGAGAACGUGGAACAGUGCGAGAGAGAGCACUAUGCUGAGCACCUGGACGAGCAGAGAAAGGAGGGAUGCCGGAUUGAGGGCGGUAUUCGCGUGAACAAGGUCGUGGGCAACUUCCACCUUGCCCCUGGAAAGAGUUUCAGCAAUGGGAACAUGCACGUUCACGAUCUGGACAACUACUUUAAGAGCGGAGAGGUCCAGCAUUCCUUCACACACAAGAUCCAUCAUUUGCGAUUUGGUCCGCAACUACCGGAUGACAUUGUGCAACGAGUGGGCAAGAAGGGCAUGGCCUGGUCCAAUCACCACUUGAACCCUCUGGACAACACGGAACAAUUCACAGAUGAGGUUGCCUACAACUACAUGUACUUUGUGAAAGUCGUUCCGACUGCGUACUUGCCUCUGGGUUGGGAGAAGACCAACUCGAUACUGGACAUCCCCCACGAGCUGGUCGAGCUUGGAGGCUAUGGCAAAGGUGAAUCUGGUAGCAUCGAGACUCAUCAGUAUUCUGUAACCUCGCACAAGCGAUCUCUGUCGGGAGGAGAUGCGAAGGAGGAAGGCCACGCCGAGAGACUACAUGCUAGGGGUGGUAUUCCCGGCGUGUUCUUCUCAUAUGACAUCUCACCCAUGAAGGUCAUCAACCGAGAGGCCCGCGCGAAGACCUUCUCCGGCUUCUUGGUCGGCGUCUGCGCUGUCAUAGGAGGCACGUUAACGGUCGCCGCUGCCGUGGACCGGCUCUUGUACGAGGGCGGCUCCAAGUUGAAAAAAUAUCAUGCAAGCUAGAUGCAUGUCUAGGAUCAGCAUGAUAUACGAUAGAUGUACUUGUUUCCACUAUUUGAGCAGCAUGGUCCGGAGUCAUCGUGUGAAUACAGAAUCGCGGCGUUUGGGAGACGUGUUGAGUAACAACUAGAGCACGCAUGAAAAGGCUGCGAGCUGGGUUUGAGAAUGUGCAGUGUGAAAUUAGGAGGGGCUGGAAGGUUUGGCAGGGUGGUCGCGUAGAGUUCAGUCUAUGCUGCGUGAAGCAUGUGAGUGCACUUCACGUGAAGUUCACGUUGUGUCAACGAUGUUUGCACAUUGCCUUUCGCUCACUUAUUUCUCAACGGUUGCUGACCGGUAGAUCUCGCCUCGUUUCGCGUAAUUCUCACUUCACCCAAAGCUCAC
Cercospora beticola is the source of this 1862-nucleotide messenger RNA. It is a transcript of the gene ERV46, whose product is annotated as retrograde cargo receptor ERV46. Gene Ontology annotation, cellular component: Golgi membrane; endoplasmic reticulum membrane; endoplasmic reticulum. The record is from RefSeq and is a predicted model, not a curated record. NCBI's taxonomy places the organism in Eukaryota, Fungi, Ascomycota, Dothideomycetes, Mycosphaerellales, Mycosphaerellaceae. Gene Ontology annotation, biological process: retrograde vesicle-mediated transport, Golgi to endoplasmic reticulum; endoplasmic reticulum to Golgi vesicle-mediated transport.